AUGCUUGAAGAACAAGAAGUAGUUCGUGGUCGCAUUUUUACAGUUCAAGAUGUCAUGCAGAGCACCAAACGAGCCUGGUUGCAUGAUAGACACACGAGCCUGACACAUAAUUUAGUGGUGUUUGGUGGUUGUGGGCUUGUUUUGUCAAUCAUCACGGGAUUAUUUGAGAUCAAUUUUUAUGGAAUCCCUGAAAAUAAAAAUACACCAUUUGCACUAGAUAGUGUUUUCUCAAUCAAAUUGGAUGUAUUUAGCUUUGGUGUUUUAGUGUUGGAGAGUGUGAGUGGGAAGAAAAAUAAGGGAUUCAUUCAUUCUGAACAUGACAAUAACCUCCUUGGACAUGCAUGGAGAAUGCAUAAUGAAGGCAAGUCAAUGGAACUCAUUGAUACAAAUUUAAGCCAAUCAUGCAAUUCAUAA
Molecule: messenger RNA, 414 nt
Organism: Lactuca virosa
Lineage: Eukaryota; Viridiplantae; Streptophyta; Magnoliopsida; Asterales; Asteraceae
Source: the annotation of a GenBank genome assembly